Messenger RNA from Astyanax mexicanus (Mexican tetra), 4893 nucleotides. RefSeq names its product protein phosphatase 1, regulatory subunit 3Db (gene ppp1r3db). Gene Ontology annotation, cellular component: protein phosphatase type 1 complex. Gene Ontology annotation, biological process: regulation of glycogen biosynthetic process. Bases 315 to 1214 code for a protein of 299 amino acids. The transcript has 2 exons. The record is from RefSeq and is a predicted model, not a curated record. NCBI's taxonomy places the organism in Eukaryota, Metazoa, Chordata, Actinopteri, Characiformes, Acestrorhamphidae. Gene Ontology annotation, molecular function: glycogen binding; protein phosphatase 1 binding.
GGUAACAACACUAAAUGUCAGAGGGGCUUAUCUGCUCAUAUAGAAGACAUACUGCUACCACUGCUACCACUCAUAACCUCAGUAUAGUAGCUAAUGUCAGUAUAGUUAAACACAGACAGCACAUGAAUGCUGUAUGUAGCGUGAGUAGAGGAUAGCUGGAUAAUUGUGGGAUGUUAACUAACAGACUAAGGGUGGGAGAAGUUAUAGCUGUAGGGUUGGCAAACGCAGUGACAGGACGUGAGAAUCUGCACAUAGUGCCGGGAGGGAGGCGUGUCUGUUUUUACUGCUGGGCUCGUCUUUAAGCUGUAGGAAAAAUGUCAACGUCCUACAAUCUACCACCUGUUGGACAGGCAGACUCAGCUCUGCAAUCUUUAAAUGCAUUCUGCGAAGGGUCACGCCCUGCCCGGACCAUCCGCCUUCGACACAUCUUCGAUCCGCAGCCUGUUCCACAGAGGAAGCCUGUGGCCAUACGCCCCCCUAGCAAUCUGCCGCCUCCCAAAGAGUGGGUGACCAGCCAGAGUUUGAGCUGUGAGUCAGAGCCCAGGGCCAUCAUGCGUCAAAGGUCCAGGUCCGUCUCCUCGUCGUGUGACCAGAAGGCCCGCAGGGGCUCACAGGUCCGUUUCGUGGACUCCCUGGGCCUGGAGCUCGAGCGCGUGAAAUUCUUCAAAGCUAGCGAAGACCCCACUGUGCCAGUGCACGUCAUCUGUAGGCUACUGGCGAGCUCUGAGCUAGCCUUUGGGAAGCACCUAGAACUGACUUUACCCUAUUUUCAGCCAUCUUUUCCAGAGAACAUGGCCUCCCAGCCCGAUUUCCUGCAGCGACUGUGCCGUCAGCAUGUUUGCCUGGAGCAAGUCCAUUGCUCAGAGCUGGGCAUCAUCGGUACAGUGCAAGUCCUAAACCUGGCCUUUGAGAAGGACGUAACAGUGCGCUAUUCUUUUACAGACUGGAAAAGCAGCGCAGAAUCCAAAGCUUGUUGGGUGUCUACCCUGCACAGGAAUGGAGACGAGCCAGAAUCUGAUAUUUUUCGCUUUCGUUUGCCUGUUCCUCCGUUCAUUCUGAAACCUGGAGCCACGCUGCAGUUCGCCAUCUGCUUUCAGAGUCAAGGAGUGGAAUACUGGGACAACAAUGAUGGACACAAUUACAAACUUGCCUGCCAUACUUACAAGCUGACUGUGCCCAAAGAGUGUGAAGACAGCAUGGUGCAUUUCACCUAAACCACCACAAGGAGGCACCAUGAGAUCCACACAUAGAGACAGCAUUCAAUAUUUUUAAAUGCAAAGCAUUUUGGGCCUCCCCUGAACAUUUACUUACUUUUAUCUGUAAAAAAGAAUUUGACUUAUUUUUCAACAUUAUUAAAAGCAUUUCAGAGCUUCAUACCUAUAAAAGCUUCAUUACUUAAAUUAUAUUAUGUAAACUAAUGCAGGUAUCCUGCCUCAUGAUCAUGUAUUUUAACCAUUCGUGGCUGAGGGGUACAUGCACAGCUGUGUAGGUGAAAACAGUAACUUUAGAUAAAUACAAUUUAACUACAUAAGAGUCCAUUUGAAUAGUAAAUAGAAUGGCUAUAUUUACAAUACCAGUUAAAAGUUUGGAUGCCUCUUCUCAUUCAGUGUUUUUAUUAAUUACUUUCUAUGUAAUUAAUUUUCUACAUUGUAGAUUAAUAUUAAAGACAUCAGAUCAAUUAAGGGGGUGCAUAUGGAACUACGUAGUAAAAAAAAGUGUUUAUCCUCCACAAUCCCCUGACCACUGACCUAAACCCAACUGAGAUAUCAGAAUAUAUUGCCCAGAAACUCCUUCAAGAUGCUGAGAAAACUAUUUCAGAUGACUCUCCCUCAUGAAUACACUGAGAUUAAAAUACAAAGAGUGUGCAGAUCUGUACCUUAAUGUGGUACUUAGAAGUAUACAAAUAUUCUUGUUUUAUUUUACACUUUUUGUUUACAGAAUAAUUCUGCAUGUGUCCCUGUAUAGCUUUAACUUCUUCAAUAUUAAUUUAACAUGUGGAAAAUAGGAAAAAUGAAGAAACUGGUACUAUAUAUUAUAGACAUUAACAACCCAGAUUCUUUUACAACUUCUGUAAAAAACACUUUUUUUUUGUCUCAAUAAUUUGAGAAAUCCUUGGAAUUUCACAAUAAUAAUGCAAUGUCCGUUACAAGUAAUAAAGGUAAAACCUUUUAUCGUAACAUGUUGUCACUAAAGCCAAGUCUAAACAUUUCCAGAUAGUAUAAAGAGGUUUUGUCUGUGUUUUGGCUUCACAUAUACAUUAAAAUGGCAUUUUUGGUCAUAACAGUAUUUCAGAAUGAAAGCAUUAAUGUCACAAUGCAUGGCUGUUUUUAUCUGAAUACAUUUGUACCCCCUAUAUACUGAAUAACAUAAUACUGUAGUUUACAACAACACUAAAACUAGAAUUCAGAUUUUGACAUAUACCAGCCAAGCAAAACAUUAUGACCACCUCCUUGUUUCUAAACCCAUGAUUGGAUCAGAUACAGCAGUGCUGUUGGAGUUUUUAAACACUCACUCUCCUCCACUCUGUUACACACUCCUACUUACUGCUGCUCCAACAUGUAGAUAAAGUAAAGUCAGAGACAGAAUCUCUGAAUCUGUUGCUGCACAAUUUUUGUAGGUCAUCUUCUCGUCCUUCAUGACUGCCCACAAUGUUGGUGCAGUGUUCUUAGGAUAAUGGAAAAAAAAGAUAAUGGGUCUAUGAACAAAGAGAUAGUCGUAAGGUUAGGUUUAAUAAGAGUAGGAAUAAAUGCAAAUAAUGGACAUGGUUUUUCAUGGUGAUUUGAUAUCUCUCUUUAUAAGGUACUAUCAACCUAUUAAAUAUGCUCACACACGUGUUUUUGUUUUGUUUGGAUGGAAAUAUUAUCAAAAAUUGCAUAUUUUGGUGAUAUUAGAAAUAUUAAUACUAAUAAGCUUGUUAUACGGCACCUUUAUUAUAAAAUAUAUAUUUUUGAACAACCUCAUAUUUUAUCUCUGAAAGAAACCAGGACUCUCAUUUACUUUCUGUUGCCUUUUACAUCAGGGUGAAAUCGAGACAUUGUAAGUAUUCAUCUCAGUUCUCUCAAAGCCAGGUAUUGGAAUUUGUUCACUUGUCACUUGUCUGCCUGUUGACCCAGUUUCACUGACUGACUGUCUGGUACACUCUACUGUCUACUCAGUCUUUGGGUUACUCAGAGCAGUCUGUAGCGCAGGAUUAUACCGUGGCGUUAGGAUUCAUUUAAUGGAGGCUCUGAGUCAUUAAUUCAAGAGUUUUAUUCCAUUCACAGUCAUUUUGAUUAUACCAGCACAUGUUUUGUUUAAUAACUACAAAAUGAAUCAUCCUAGGUCAUCAUCAAACAUCAUCAGCCAUGACAUUAAAACCACUUGUUUAAUAUUGAGUCGGUCCCCCUCAUGCCGCCAACGCAGCUCUGACAGAUUGAAGCAUGGACUCGGCAGGAACUCAGAUGAUAUUUACCACCAAGACAUACAGUACCAGUAGAAAGUUUGGACACAGUUCUUUUCAGUUCUUGUUUUCUUUUUUCUUUAAUUUUUUUUAUAUUGUACAUUUAUACUGAAGAUACCGAAACUAUGAAGGAACGCAUAUUUAAUUAUAAAGUAAACAAAAAUAUGUUUAACAAGCCAAAAUAUGUUUUAUACUUUGGAUUUUUUGAUUUGCCCACACUUGGUAUUAUUCUCUCAGUCGCUUCAUAAGGUAGAACCUGGAAUGUUCUCCAACUGUCUUAAAGGAGUUAUAGAUGUGCUGAGCUCUUGUUACCUGCUGUUCCUUCACUCUGUGCCCAUACUCGCCCCAAACCACCCAGGUUGGGUUUUUAUGUUGUGGAGGCCAAACACUUUUUUUUUUACUACUGCCGAACUGCAUAUAUGUCCCUUCAAAGCUUAAUAUUAAUCUACAAUGUAGUAAAUAACACAUAUUACAUUACAUUUGGCAGACGCUUUUGUCCAAAGCGACUUACAAUAGUCAUGUACAAAAGUAAUAGAAGUUAAAGGUAAAAACAUCUUUAGAUAGGGCCUAAAGGAGGUCAAAGGGAAAUAAUGGGAUAGAGGAGUAAAGGAGGGGAAGAAGGAAAUGAGGUUAGAAGUAGUUAGUGUGUUAGAGGUGUUAAGAGAGUUAAUGCUCUUUGAAGAGCUCUGUCUUCAGGAGUUUCUUAAAGAUUGUGAGAGAUAUAGCGAGACAUAAAUAAGAAUACACAUAGUAAUGAAAACGUUGUCCAAACAUUUGACUGGUACUGUACAACAGUGUAUUACUGCAGUAUAGGAGGCUGCAGAUUCAGAGCUGCAGCACUGGUGCUAUGAAGGAAAUGUAGCUAGCUAACAAUUAGUGAAAGCUUAUGCAUUACAAAUUAGUGCCACAGUUAUGAGGAUAAUGUAGCUAACAAGUAAUGGAAGCUCAAAUCCCACAAAUUAGCAAUAAACGUAUGAGGCUUAUGUAGCAAAUAAGUAGUGGAAGCCUGUACCUCACUGAUUAGCACUGGGACUAAAAGGACAAUGUAGCUAACAAUAAGUGGAAGCCUGUACCUCACCAAUUAGCACUGGGUAUAAGAGGACAAUGUAGCUAAUAAGUAGUGGAAGCCUGUACCUUACCAGUUAGCACUGGGGCUAAAAGGAUAAUGUAGAUAAUAAGUAGUGGAAAUCUGUACCUCACCAAUUAGCACUGGGUAUAAGAGGACAAUUUAGCUAAUAAGUAGUGGAAGACUGUACCUCACCGAUUAGCACUGGGGCUAAGAGAAACAUGUAGCUAAUAAGUAGUGGAAGCCUGUACCUCACCAAUUAGCACUAGGGCUAAAAGGAUAAUGUAGCUAAUAAGUAGUGGAAAUCUGUACCUCACCGAUUAGCUCUGGGUAUAAGAGGACAAUGUAGCUAACAAGUACUGAAAGCUUAUAUCCCAACAAUUGGCAC